Trichoplax adhaerens is the source of this 1374-nucleotide messenger RNA. RefSeq lists its product as uncharacterized. The transcript is spliced from 18 exons. The record is from RefSeq and is a predicted model, not a curated record. The coding region runs from base 1 to 1374 and encodes 457 amino acids. NCBI's taxonomy places the organism in Eukaryota, Metazoa, Placozoa, Uniplacotomia, Trichoplacea, Trichoplacidae.
AUGGACGGAUUAUCCUAUUUGUACAACUGUAGUAUUGAAGUACCUCUUAUUACCAAUCUUAUAAAAGAGAUUGAUCGCUUGAAUAAGGACAAAUUGAAGUCGGACAUUAAGGGAAUAAAAUCUACAAAUCAAUCCAAAGAUUUAUCUCUUAAUCAAAAGAUCCGUUCAGUCUUUCUUUCCAAUAAAACGUUGGGUUUACCCGACAGACUUAUAUCUUCCCAUCAGAUCCAGAACUUAUUGAAAAUUUUAAAGAGUCCGCUUUCCCCCGAUUCAUUAUUAGCCACUGUUCAAUGUGUUAGACGUAGUAUUGAAACUGAUGAAAUCGAAGACCAGCUACUUAGAGCACAACUAAUCGAAGAAUUACUAAAAUGCAUGCAUCGGAUUGAUAAUUGUAAUUUCGAGAUUCAGUGUGAGGUAUUCCUCAUGAUUAAACCUGUAAUAAGACAAGAAAGAAUAGCCUUCAAAAAUGCAGAUGGGAUGUCUAUUGCGGUAGAGUUGCUCUCUUCUCCAUCUCUAGAAGUGGUUACUUCUGUCUGCAGCGCUAUUGAAUCCAUAUCAUAUGAUGUCUAUAUUCACGAUAACAGUUUAUUAAGAAAACUGAUCAACAUAAUCUUCUUUCACAAUCAUAAUUUACCACUGCUAGAUAUAAUAAGCUCUAUGGUAAGACAUAUUAAUAUGAAAACUAGAAGAUUAACCAAAAAAUUUGUGCUAGAGAUGAUUCCUCUCCUUCGAGAACUGUUAUGGUGCUCAAGCACUCAGACUGUACACAACUUGUGUAUCAUAAUCGACCAUUACAGCAAUAUUGCUUAUGCAGAUAGUGCGAUUGAAAAGGAAGCUGCUUUAAUGACAAUUUCUAGCUUAAUUAAUGGUCCAUUGCAAGGCAUUUCUUUAGAAGAACGUAAAAGAAGAAUUAAGACGGUAAUCGAUUAUGGUAUUGUUCGAUAUAUAAAACCGAAAUUUUUCGAAGAUUCCGAUAAGGCAUUUUCAUGGACAACCUCAUCGCUUCUAAAAGCUAUUGCAGCAAGCGAAUAUCGACAGGAUUUAAUUGAUUGUGGAAUUAUCACCAGAAUCAUUGAAUUAACUGUAAAGGGCGACAAAUUAUUUGGUAAAUUUCCCGCAAAUGCCGCACGUCAGAUUUUUUCAGAAUACGCUGUACACGGGAGUAAAGAACAGAAACUAUUUUUAGCACGAAAGGGUGCUAUUAUUUUGUUUUGCAACCAAAUAAGAGAGAAGUAUCAAUCGAGAGUGGAGUUGGAGGAAUGUGCACUUGGAGCUCUUAAACUCUUUCAGGCGAUUGAUGAAAGCUCUGAUUUGCAAAUUAUACAUAAUCAACUUGAAGAAAUCAACGGUUUGAGACGUAAAAUUAUAAAUUAG